CCUAAACUACUUAACCGUUUCCAGCAGAUUCAAAUUCUUCCCAUUCUUGCGGAGUCACCUCGACAACAACAAACCUCAAACCUAACCUUCAAAAAAUUGACACUUGUAAUUUCCCACCUUGCUCGAAACCGACCCUUUUCUUUUAAAAAUCCGUUAAAAGAAGUGAAAUAAAAUCUCAAAAAUGGAAGAAAUGGACGUAGGGGAUGUGGCGACUCCCGGAGAAGACGAGGAACGCGAAAAUGCGAAGUUAAAGAACUUAAAAAUCGAUAAAAAAGGCGACGUAGAAGACGAAAACCAGAUGAUCGACGACGAGGAAAAAGUGAGCGAGGAUGAAGACAGCGAACCCGAGGGCAGUGAAAAGGACGAGGAGGACCUCGACGAUGACGAUGAGGAUGAUGUCGACGAAGCCGAGGUUAAAAUCUUCGAGGCAAGGCUCGUUCAAAAUCCCUACGAAUAUGACAGCCACGUUUCUCUUAUUAGCAAAUUCCAAAAAAUGGGAGAAUUGGAGAGAUUACGAGCUGCGAGGGAAAAUAUGAGUUCCAAGUAUCCCCUCAGUCCCGAAUUGUGGAAAUCCUGGAUCCAAGAUGAGAUUAAACUGGCUAUUACAGAAGAUGAGAAAAACGCCGUUGUUGCACUUUGCGAAAGGGCCGUCAAGGAUUAUUUGUCGGUAGAACUUUGGUUGGAAUAUCUACAAUUUAGCAUCGGAAACAUGGGCAGUGAAAAAGACGCGGCAAAAAAUGUUCGACAAUUGUUUGAACGAGCAUUAACUGCAGCAAGUGGACAUAUCACGAAAGGGGCGAUUAUCUGGGAAGCAUUUAGAGAGUUUGAGAACGUACUUGUUUCAAUGGUCGACCCGUCGAAGCCAGGUGAGCGAAAAGAGCAGAUCGACCGGGUCGGCAAGCUCUUCACUCGUCAGUUGAAAGUGCCGCUCCUCGAUAUGGAAAAAACCUUCGAGGAGUACGAGGCCUGGCGUUCUGGAGAGGGCGCCGAAGCAACAAUUGACCAGGAAAACCUGAUCUCCAGCUACGAGACCGCUUACAAAAAACUCAAUGACCGUUUGCCGUUCGAAGAGAAGCUCGUUUCCGCCCAAAACGAGAGCGAGUUGAUCGAUUCCUACAAUGCUUAUUUGAUGUACGAGAGAAAGUAUGUCGGGGAUCCGGGUCGAAUCACUGUUCUCUAUGAACGAGCCCUCGCCGAACUCAGUCUUCAAGCCACGCUCUGGCUCGAUUAUGUGACUUAUCUCGAGUCCGAGCUGAAAAUCGAGGAACUCUUGGACCCAGUUUUCAAGCGAGCAGUGCGAAAUGUGCCCUGGUGCUCGCGCAUUUGGGAGAAGCGCAUCCGGGCUUACGAGAGGUGGAAGAAGCCCGUUUUGGAAGUGCAGCAUGUGUUUGAAGAAGCUCUCCAAGCCGGAUUCAAUACCGCGGAUGAGUACCGAAAUCUCUGGGUUUUGUAUUUGGAAUUUUUGCGACGACGGAUCGAUCUUGUGGAUGACGAGGAUGAGAGGGACAAGCAGCUGGAGACGCUGAGAAAUACGUUUAAUCGAGCCUGCGAAUAUUUGGCGAAGACUUACGGUUUGGAGGGCGAUCCGAAUUGUGUGAUUUUGCAAUUCUGGGCGAGAACGGAGGCUAUUCAUGCGAAGGACAUGGAAAAGGCGCGAGAACUUUGGACGGAUAUUCUCUCGCAAGGACAUAAUGCGAAGGCAGCCAGUUGGUUGGAAUACAUCAGUUUGGAAAGGUGUUACGGAACCACAAAACACCUGAGAAAACUCUACCCAAAGGCUCUUUUGGUCGUGAAGGAUUGGCCGGAAAGUAUUGCCAAUGCCUGGCUAGAUUUUGAACGAGACGAGGGAACACUGGAACAGAUGGAAAUUUGCGAAGCCAAAGUAAAAGAGAGACUCGCAAAAGUUAAUGACGAGCGUCAAAAGUCGCAGGGUUUCUCAAAUCCUGUUGACGUUUUUGCCCAGUCGAGGAAAAUGGGAAAGAGGAAAGCCGAAGAAACCGGCAAGAUGAGAAAGGGCCUCGGAAUAUCGCCAAAAAAAAUUUUACGAACGAUUUUGAGCGAGAAACCAAAACAGAAGUUGAGGGAAAGUGUUUUGAAGCUUGAUAAAAAGGAGAAAAUGGAAGAGGGAGCUUCCGAAAUUGAAACGCCUCCUGGUUUCAAGGAAGACGAGAGAAUGGAGGAGGAUUUGACCCCGGAGGUCGAUGACAAGAUUUCGAUUUUUAUUAGUAAUUUGGAUUAUACGGCUACGGAGGAAGAAGUGAGGGAGGCCCUUGCACCUGCGGGACCAAUCACGUUGUUUAAAAUGGUUCGAGAUGCUAAAGGACGCAGCAAAGGAUUUUGUUACGUUCAGCUUUCGAGUUCGGAAGCAGUUGAAGCUGCUUUGAAGCUCGACAGAACAAAAAUUAAUGGCAGGCCCAUGUUUGUUUCUCGCUGCGAUCCGAACAAAAGUACGAGAGGACACGCUUUUAAAUACAAAUGCGGUCUAGAGAAAAAUAAACUCUACGUUAAAGGACUCCCACCCUCGAUAACUAAAGAGGAACUGGAGGGAAUUUUCCAGCCUUACGGGAAAGUAACAGACAUCCGAAUUCCCGUUUAUCGCAACGGACACGCGAAAGGAAUGGCCUAUGUCGAUUUCGAGGACGAGGCCAGUGCCUCAAAAGCCCUUAUCGCCACUGACGGUAUGGAAAUUAAGGAUAAGCCAAUCAGCGUGAUGAUAAGUAAUCCCAAAGAGCGCAAAAAAGAAUCUUCUAAAGACGAUCAAAGGAUAAAGUCACUCGGAGGACAUCCGGGCACCAAAUCCUUUUCUCAGCCGAGAUCCGCUCUUUCUAUGGUUCCAACAACCGUACUAUUAAAUUCGGCUAGUAACGUUAACAACAGUUCAAAACCGACUGAGGAAAUCAAGCCUAAAACCAACAAAGACUUUAAAGAAAUGUUUAUCAAAAAAUAAGUCUUUUAGUUUUUUUCUUCUUAUUCUAGAAUCUGGAAUCAAAAUCUUUUUUUGUUUUGUUUUUUUACUAUCUUUUUUUUUGUUUUGCACCAUUACAUUUUUUUAAAGGUAUAAACUUACCUUCCAGUAUUAGUUGUAACUGUUAUAUAUGUAUAAUAAAUAUAUAUAUAUAUAGAAAAAUUCCCGGAGAAUUAGGAACCAUACUCAAAUUACGCCACGGAUUAUAGGCGCUCUCUAAGACUCCAUUUCCUACUUGUAAUAAACGG
Messenger RNA from Belonocnema kinseyi, 3213 nucleotides. RefSeq names its product squamous cell carcinoma antigen recognized by T-cells 3-like. Bases 182 to 2947 code for a protein of 921 amino acids. Gene Ontology annotation, biological process: RNA processing. The transcript has 6 exons. NCBI's taxonomy places the organism in Eukaryota, Metazoa, Arthropoda, Insecta, Hymenoptera, Cynipidae. The record is from RefSeq and is a predicted model, not a curated record. Gene Ontology annotation, molecular function: protein binding; RNA binding.